AUCCGAUCAUCUGAAAGCAAGGAACGACCGAACGAACGGUUGAAGUAGGGAACCGCAAGUCCAAUCCGCCGAAGGUCGAAGGGGUUCGCCGUCAGUCCGCCACUGGCCAAGUCGCCAGCAAGGGCCGGGUUCAAGUUCUCUCCACUUCUCCAGCCUGCCACCACGAAGAGACGCCCGACUCCAGCUCCAGCCUCCAGGAGACCAGGACCAUUGCAAUUUGCCAAUUUGCACCAGUCCGAGGUUGUGGCAGUGAUGGUGGAACUAUGGUGGUCUUUACUGGGGGCUGCUAUACCUGCUGCACUGGCAGGUCAAGCGUUGAGGAUGAAGAAGAGACGGGAUGAUGAACAGAGGAUAAAGAGAGCCAGAGGGCGGGAGAAGAGCUCAGAUGAAAUAUUUGUUUGCGAGAGGGUUUGUACGUCAAAAAGGAUGCUGAAGAAAGUAGGCGCAUUUUCAAAGGACCCAACCCUUGAUACAUGUGUUACCGUUUGUGGUGUUUCGGAGCUUGAUGCCUGUGCUGAUGCAUGUGCGCGGACUGUCUGUGUUAAUCAGCAUCAAGUCCCUAAUUGGAACGACGUUUGUCUGAAGAGGUGUCAAAAUGAGUGCCUUAGGCUCUCCAAUUCCUCUUCCCCCUCUUAAUACACCAUUUCAUUUAUUUCUCUCUACUUUUCCUGAAUGAUUAUUGCAUCCUCUAAUCCAACUGAAAGAUGCUUGCUGUUGCUGUUAAAUUUGUGGAUUGUGUAAUAUGGUACCUAGAGUUUUCUUUUUUGAGUUAAAUACUUCGACACAUUUCAUGAUCACUUCUAAAUGAAGUUGUGUGACUAAUAGUCUUCAAAGUUCAGCGAAGAUACUCUACAAGUAUUUCAUAAUGAUCUCGUUAACUUGUUUUUAUUUUUUUGAGGG
Molecule: messenger RNA, 900 nt
Organism: Cuscuta epithymum
Lineage: Eukaryota; Viridiplantae; Streptophyta; Magnoliopsida; Solanales; Convolvulaceae
Source: the annotation of a GenBank genome assembly